Messenger RNA from Anopheles stephensi (Asian malaria mosquito), 2393 nucleotides. RefSeq names its product protein ANTAGONIST OF LIKE HETEROCHROMATIN PROTEIN 1-like. NCBI's taxonomy places the organism in Eukaryota, Metazoa, Arthropoda, Insecta, Diptera, Culicidae. The transcript is spliced from 4 exons. The coding region runs from base 442 to 1746 and encodes 434 amino acids. The record is from RefSeq and is a predicted model, not a curated record.
UAUUAGUUGAAAUAUUCUUGUUUGGGUAGAAACAAAAAUUCAGUUUUGUUGAGCAUACAACAAGUUCCCGAGGUACGUGGCAAUCUACGAUAUAUGCCAAUUCAUAAUACGCGAAUGUUUCAUAAACAACUGCCUAAGCUUUUUGUUCCGUAAAAUUAUGUAUUUUAAGUUUAUAAUUUUUUAACUUUGAGUGCAUUUAUAUUUAAAUUUUUGGCAAUACGUAAUCUAUCGAUUUUAAAACAUGAGCGGAACGCGUAUUUUGAUUAUGGCGUAUAUUGGAUAAUGCCUGUACGAAAUUUGGCUGUUGGGUUGGGGUUUGAUAGCGUAUACUGGGAACUAUGAUGUUGCACUAUAUUCAUAGAAAGAGCGGAGUGGUAUUCAAUGCAGUUGCAGUGUUUAUAAAAUAAAAAAAAACUGUUGAAAUUGUUAAAACCAUCGAAUAUGGAUAUCGAUUUUGAGGAAAUAGCUCCUGCACUUGCUGAGCAAGUAGCAACAUUGAUGAUGCAUUUAAUAGAAGACGAGGAGGAGGAAGAGGAAGAAUCCCGUCCAGCAAAGGUCCGUCGAUGCUGGACAACGGACCUCUUUUUGGAAAGGGAAGAUGUGUGGGGGCGUCUUCUUGAGGCAAUUGAUGGUGAAGGACCCAAUUAUCGUAUACAUGACUUUCUGCGUCUGGAUCGGGAGGAGUUCCUCCACAUUUUAUCGUUGAUAGCCCCAAAAAUUUGCCGGGAGAAUACGAAUAUGCGGAAAGCCAUAACACCGAAACAACGGCUUGCCAUCGCGCUACGCUACUUGGCUACAGGGGACUCAUAUGAAUCCCUAGCCUAUUUGUUCAGGGUUUCUAGCCGAUCUGUAUCCCAUAUCGUCCAGAAAGUGUGUUCUUGUCUAAUACAGGACCUUAAGGAGUAUGUCAAGCUGCCGUCCAGUGCUACAGAAUGGCUUAAAACAUCGAGCGCAUUUGAGGAAAAGUGGAAUUUCCCUCAUGCUAUUGCUUCAAUUGAUGGAAAACACGUAUCCAUCAAAGCACCAUCAAAUUCUGGGAGCCAGUUUUUUAAUUAUAAAAAAACAUUCAGCAUAGUCCUUCUGGCUAUGGUAGACGCCAACUAUAACUUCCUUUUUGUUGACGUCGGUUGUCAGGGACGUAUAUCUGAUGGUGGCGUUUUGGCAAACAGCCUGAUCUAUCACAAACUGGAACGGAACGAGUUGAAUAUACCCCCUCCAGAAAUUCUCCAAGUUCCGUAUCAGAUAAAGGUUCCAUACUACCUUUUGGGUGAUCAGGCGUUUGCCAUGAAAGAAUACUGCCUCCGUCCAUUUGGAGGAAUGCAUGCGGCAGAUUCCGUGGAGCGUCAUUUUAACUACAGGCAUUCUCGGGCGCGUCGAACCGUGGAAAAUGCGUUUGGCAUACUAUCACAGGUGUUCCGAGUGUUCCUGAAACCGAUAGAGUUGGAACCGCCCGUAGCAGAAAAGGUCGUCUUAGCAGCUGUUUACCUGCACAACUUUAGACGACGACAAACGCUAUACAAUUUUUCCGAUGCACUUCUGCCACCCAGUACAAGUCAGCCUUCCUCAUCGAUGAUAAUAGAAGAACUGGAUGAUGUAGCAACACCAGCUUCAAUGCUUCCGAUCCCUGCUAUACCCAUUAGGCCAACCAGAGCAUUGCAAAACAUGCGAACACAUGUAGCCCAUCAUCUUAAGUGGAAUGACCCACUUUCUUAUCCUCUACCACAACCCCGAAGAGCUGCACAAUAAUAGUAACAUGAUCACCAGCAUUAUCAUCAGGUCAGGAUGGGAUUUGAUCCCCGGUCCUGCCGUAAAAACCGUUGCUGGUAUCCAUGUUGGCAAUCGAACCGCCCCGUAUAUAAAUAUGUGUGGCAGCGCUAGGAAGUAUCGACAAUCACUUAUAUAGAUUACUUACGGAAUUCAAAGUUGGCCGCGGUACCGUCGUGUCCUGCAGGAACGCCAUAUGCUCAUAAGCAUACCAACUGUGUUCUACAAUGUCAUCCGUCCCUGCAAUCACGUUAUACUUUGUUAGAUACAAAUAAAUAAAUAAAAAUCCAAAUUAUUUACCUGCUCCAGUCACCAUACUACGCGAAAUGUCCUUGCGAAUCCGUCUAUAGGUGUUUGAGAGGUUUUUCCACUUUGCGUGGACAACCUCGUGCGAACGCCCCAUAACGUUCGCAAUUUCCUUCCAUGCCUGGUGGCGGAUCUCGGCAUUUUUGUACAUGCGAUCCGUGUCCUUCCACAGGCAUGUGUAUGAUUUUACCAACUCUAUUAGUUGGAGAACUUCCUCCACCUCUUGAAUUGGCUGGAAUAAGAAAUAGGAAACAAAUUGUUAGUUAUAUAGCUACAGAUUAAGUCCCUUGAAGGCCCUAUAUACAAUAUAAGUGUGGUAUCUG